UAAUUACGUAUCCGAACAACAUUACCAUACAAACAACGUCUUGACCGUACCGAAGAUAAGGUAAGACGAGAAACUCCCAACUUCAGUCAUGUCGAUCGUGUGUAAGUCAUAUAAUACGCCUAGGGCAGGUGGCAUGUAAUGGAUAGCACGGCACCAACCGUCACGCAGGGAGGAAGACAUUCAAGACACGGGGUUUAUAGACGAGGAUGUUCAGUAGUUAGGGCACAGCAGCGCGCACCAUGCCAGUAGAAGGAUGGGCUGGAAGCGGUCACUGUUGAACGCCCACAUCAGAAUGGGGCGAUACAGCGUGAAGGUGAAGACACUCAUCGUGCUAUGGAUGCUGUGCUUCUUCGGGGCUUGGGUGAUGUACUUCAGCUACAACGGCAGCCCCGAUAUAUGCAGGCCAGAGAGCGCCAAGGAAUUCAUAUGUGAGAAUUACAACAAAGGUGUGAUCGCCGGCUCCAUGUGUGAAGAACUAUGCCAGCAGACGAAGAUAACACUGGACAGUUGUGUUUCCCAGGAUGCAUUUCACCAGACAUACAUUGGCACACUAAAGAAACCACCAAAACAAAGGAAGAACAUGGAUGAGCCCCUUUACAUCAAGCAGUCUUUGAAUCCUGCGGAGGUCAGCUUCCAGAAGCCUGCCUCUGGUAGCUCCAUGGAGGACCUGCGGAUCAUGAUCUCUGCCUACCUCAAGCGACACCUGGGCGACGGCGGUAACAUUGACAGUAUCCAGUCCAGAAUACUCAACUUGGCUGACAGUAACAACGACGGCAAAGUCUCGUUGCCCGAGGCCAGGUCAGUCUGGGCCCUUCUUCAGUCCAAAGAGUUCCUGAUCAUGAUGGUCCUGGGCGACAGCGACUACAUUCCACGCCUGCUGGGAUUCUGCGGGAACAUGUACAUCAUGGAGGGCAUUCGCGCCUUCAGGUUAUUCGGCACCGAGUUCCCGCCGCUUCUCGACUUCGUUUUGCCAAAUUCAGCCAAAAUGUAUUUCCAAAGAAAGAUUGCCCCGCCUUGGACGGACCGAGCUCACAUUGUCGUGGGACUGCUAGAAUUUGUCGAAGAGAUUAUGGAAGGACCCGCGGGGAAUCUCUACAUGUGCCAUGUGAACGAAAGGGGGAUCGGGUAUACGGCGUACAGCGAUGUGAAAAUUCUUAGAUUGGAGGGUGUUUUGACGGAGCAGGCCGUGAAGACUAGCCUGCAGGAUAGAACCUGCUUUGGGGACUGGGACUGCAUGCUUGGGGAGAACUGUCGCUCCCCGUGCGACAAGUCGGGCAAAUGCUCCGGGGAGAUGAUUCAGCCCAAUCUCCAGCGUGUCUGUCACAUGCUGACUGUUUACCUCCUGGACAAUGCACCGUCUGAUGUCCACCAAGAACUCGAAGAUCUACUCGGCAAGUGUAAGCGGUUGGAGUUUGGCAGCAAAAACAUGCACAUGGACCACUCGCUGGUUCUCAACAACCUCAAGUCGUUGCUGUGGAAGCAGGUAUCACAUCUCAAGAAAUUUUCCAAGACAUCAAGGUCUUAGUACAGGUACAUGUACAUGUACUUCUUGUUGAGCAAACCUUGUUAUUUCAACUUUUUGGCCUUUUAGUUGGGGAGACUGGCUACCAGAAUACUCGUUAAGAACAUCUUGAUUUCUUCAAGGUUAAGAUCACUGUGCGUGCCCAGUAAGGUUUGCAGUAUGGGUAGCUUUCUCAAGACACUGUCUUAAGAUACAAAGAUUCUGUCAGCAUUUUAAGAUAUAAGAUAGGAAAAGUGGGAUCUUUAUGCUACAUGUGUAAUGGGGGUAGGGUAUCAAAGAUCCAGGAAUUGUUGGCGAGCUGAAAGAGAGAGACCAGAGACAGGGCGGUUGGAAUUGAUGGUAGAUGGAACAGCACUAAUGCAUGCUGGACCACAUCACCACCCUCAUCACUGCACCUUCCUGUCCAGGGGUCACUCCUCAUUCAAGAAGGGGGUCUCUCUGGUUAUAUAAACUAUAGUCUCGCAGGCAUGGGACUAAACUAAGAUACAUGUAAUACUUCAAAGAGGAAAAAAGAAGAAAUUGACGGGGGUUUUUGCAUGAGCCCCCCAAAAAAGGGAAAAUAAACUGAAGUCCAGAGAAAAUGACAUUUGAUAAAAAGUAAAAAUCACUUGUCAAAAAGGGGCACCCUUUUAUGUAUUCAAAAAUAUUUAUUGCAAUUUGAGCCAUGAGCCUGGCAUUGUAACCUGACAUCCUUUUCACAUGUUUCAGUACAUGAAAUGUACAAAGACAAGAUAAGUUUGCGGUAGCACCAUGUGAAUAAAUCUCUUU
Messenger RNA from Patiria miniata (bat star), 2290 nucleotides. Its product is annotated as divergent protein kinase domain 1A-like. Lineage: Eukaryota; Metazoa; Echinodermata; Asteroidea; Valvatida; Asterinidae. The transcript has 5 exons. The record is from RefSeq and is a predicted model, not a curated record. The coding region runs from base 254 to 1525 and encodes 423 amino acids.